CUUCCACGCGCAUGCACGCGCACACGCACGCGCACAGAAACAAGAUGGCGGAGGAGAGGCCGAGUGAAAAGUUUAAAGUUCACAGCUAGAAGUUCAAAGUGCUUGUUUGGAGAAGCCGGAGGUGAAAUGUCGUUGCCGCUCCCCUCGCUUUUGUUGUUUUUUGUUGCAAACAUGUGACGAGUGUCGAGGACUUCGAUGCUUUCCUAGAACGCAGAAGUCGGGCAGCUGCAAGGUGGUGUGAGGUGACCUACAUUCUCAGGCAAAGCAUGCUGGGAGAUGUGGGGCGUGGGCCCUCCCUCUUCCCAGUGAGCGGGGCUCCUGAUUGGGCGGCGUGCAGCCCAGCUGACGCUUCUGUCAGACACAGCAGAGGAGGUGAUGGAGGCGACAGCGAUGGGGUCUGACGCCAGCAGUCCAACAUGGCGGCGGUAUCGUACGACCAACUGCUGAGGCAAGUAGAGGUGCUGAAGAUGGAGAACUGCAACCUACGACAGGAGCUGCAGGACAACUCCAAUCACCUGAGCAAGCUGGAGACGGAGGCGUCCAGCAUGAAGGAAGUACUGAAGCAGCUACAGGGUAGCAUAGAAGAAGAGUCUGGGGAGGCAUCUGGCUCUCAGCUGGAGCUGAUAGUGAGACUGAAAGAAAUGAGCCUGGAAUCUGCUGGUUUUAAGGCCAGGCAGAGGCCUCCUGUGCCGCCUUCUUCCUCAUCCAGCUCAGCGUCUUCCAGCGGAGCAGCCGGCGGUUCUAUUGGUUCUGCUUCGUCAGUCCCAAGGAGAGGACCACUUUGCGCGUCCAGAGACGAUCAUGAGCGCUGCCUGGAGGAGCUGGAGAAAGAGAGAGCUCUCUUAUUGGCUGAGCUGGAGAAAGAAGAGAAGGAGAAGGGAUGGUACUACGCUCAACUGCUCAAUUUGACCAAGAGGAUUGACAGUCUGCCUCUCACUGAAAAUUUCACACUACAGACCGACAUGAGUCGUCGUCAACUGGAGUUUGAGGCUCGUCAGAUCCACUCGGCCAUGGAGGAGCAGCUGGGCUCCCGUCAGGAGAUGGAAAGGAGAGCUGAGGCUCGUACGUCUCGUAUUCACCAGAUUGAGAAGGACAUCCUGAAACUGGGAGCCCGACUCCAGGUGGAGACAUCGCAGGCUGCCAGUGAAAGUGGCGUCUUGGGGGUUGCUCAGAACACUGGUGCGCGGCUGGACCACGAGCCGGCAAAUGAGACGGCCUAUUCUGUGCCUCGACGAAUCACCAGCCACCUUGGAACAAAGGUAGAGAUGGUGUACAGUCUUCUGUCCAUGUUGGGCACUCACGACAAGGACGAUAUGUCCCGCACGCUGCUGGCCAUGUCCAGCUCACAGGACUCCUGCAUCGCCAUGCGCCAAUCUGGCUGCCUGCCGCUGCUCAUACAGCUGCUGCAUGGCAAUGACAAGGACUCGCUGUUGCUGGGUAACUCUCGCGGAAGCAAAGAGGCUCGUGCGCGAGCGUCCUCGGCGCUGCACAAUAUUGUGCACAGUCAACCGGAUGACAAACGGGGGCGGCGGGAGAUCCGAGUGCUCCACCUGCUGGAGCAGGUACGUCAUUACUGCGAGGCCUGCUGGACUUGGCAGGAGAACCACGAGAGAGGCGCCGACCAGGAAGACAACCCAAUGCCAUCGCCUGUCGACCAUCAGAUCUGUCCCGCCGCGUGCGUCCUCAUGAAGCUGUCUUUUGACGAGGAACAUCGGCACGCCAUGAACGAGCUUGGUGGUCUUCAGGCGGUGGCAGAGCUGCUGCAGGUGGACUGCGAGAUGUUGGGUCUCAGCGGCGAUCACUACAGUGUAACACUGCGACGAUACGCCGGCAUGGCCCUCACCAACCUGACGUUCGGAGACGUUGCCAACAAGGCCACGUUGUGCUCCAUGAAGGGCUGCAUGCGGGCCAUGGUCACCCAGCUGAAGUCUGAGAGUGAAGACCUGCAACAGGUGAUUGCGAGCGUGCUGAGGAACUUGUCAUGGCGAGCGGAUGUAAACAGCAAGAAGACUCUGCGGGAGGUGGGCAGCGUGCGAGCGCUGAUGGGCUGUGCUCUGGAAGUCCAGAAGGAAUCUACGCUGAAGUCUGUACUGAGCGCACUCUGGAACCUGUCUGCGCACUGCACGGAAAACAAGGCGGACAUCUGCUCGGUUGACGGCGCCCUGGCCUUUUUGGUGGGAACGCUGACGCACCGCAGCCACACCAACACGUUGGCCAUUAUCGAGAGUGGCGGCGGCAUCCUGAGGAACGUCUCCAGCCUCAUCGCCACCAAUGAGGUGUACAGACACACCCUGCGAGAACAUGGCUGCCUUCCCACACUCCUGCAGCACCUCAAGUCUCACAGCCUGACCAUCGUGUCCAACGCCUGCGGAACACUCUGGAACCUGUCGGCGCGCGACGCCAAGGACCAGGAGGCAUUGUGGGAGUUGGGCGCCGUUGGAAUGCUGCGCAACCUCAUCCAUUCCCGACACAAGAUGAUCGCCAUGGGGAGCGCCGCUGCCCUGCGCAACCUGAUGGCCAAUCGCCCAGCUCGCUACAAGGACGCCAGCGUCGUUUCGCCGGGGGCUGGGGCGCCAUCGCUGCACGCCCGCAAACAGAAGGCGCUGUUCAAUGAGCUGAAUGCUCAGCAGCUGUCAGAGACCUUCGAUAACAUUGACAACCUCAGCCCCAAGGCGGCGCACAGGAAGGUGCGGGGCUCUAAUGGCAGCAGCAACGGAGCGCCAAACGCCACACGCUCCUACACGAACACGCCGGUGCUGUCCAGUCCCAAAAACGCAGACGGGUCAAAGCGAAACGGUGACGACACGACGUAUGUGAGACCCGUCUUCUCGGGCAGCGUGCGAGCAUCCAGCGACAGCCUCAACAGCGUCACAAGCGCAGACGGCUACGGCAACCGUGGAAAAACUAAACCGUCUUCCGAACCGCUGUACUCCUCAGACGACAGCGGUGCCAACAGGUGCUGCAUUUACAGGAAGUACCCAGCCGACCUGGCGCUAAAGAUUCGCAGCGCUAACCACAUGGCAGACGAUGACGGUGCCGAGUUAGACACGCCCAUCAACUAUAGUCUCAAGUACUCUGAUGAGCAGCUAAAUUCUGGGCGGCAGAGUCCCAGCCACCGCGGCAGGACUGAGGCCGACGACGAUGACGAGCAAGCAGGCAGGCUGAGGAUGAGAAGUGAUGGCCCUACUUCUAUAACCGCCAACGCCCGCAUGACACAGUCACCGCCCUCGCGCUACGUCACGGCCACAUCCAACUAUGGUGCUGACGCCACACCCGAGCAGCCAAUUGACUACAGCCUGAAAUACGGAGAUGUUUCACGCAAGCCUUUGUUUGAAGCCCAAGAUGCUGCUGACCCCUCCCUGCCUGCGCCCCCAGCCGCCUCCGCAAGUAAGCCCCGCCCACCUUCUCAAGCUCCCAGCCGCUCGGCGCCAAAGAGCAACCAGGAGUCCACGCAGACUUACUGUGUGGAGGACACGCCCAUCUGUUUCUCUGGCGGAAGCUCGCUGUCCUCGUUGUCUCCUGAGGAAGAAGAGGAAGAUGCAGAGGUCAUAGGGAGGAAGAGUCGAGGAGCGAACGCGGUUGGCAACGACUUCUCGGCGCUCAGCGUUAGUGAGAAGGAAGAGCAGCAGCUGCAGCAGAGUAUGAGGCGUCAGAAGGAAGUUGAGAUCCAGACGGCCACCGAGGUUCCCGCCACACGAGGACGGCGGGGGCACCACCACCACCACCACCACCACGGGCACAGCCACCAUCACCAUCCUCAUCAGCACCAGGUGACCUCAUCAUCGGGCGCCAGGACCCCGAAAAGCCCGCCUGAGCAACCUUACGCUCAGGAAACGCCACUGAUGUUCAGUCGCUGCACGUCGGUCAGCUCCUUGGACAGCUUCUCCACUUCCUCUAUUGCCAGCUCUGUGCGCUCCAGCGAGCCAUGUAGCGACAUGCCCAGCGGCGUCAUCAGCCCCAGCGAUCUGCCGGACAGUCCUGGACAGACAAUGCCACCCAGCCGUGCCAAAACGCCCCCAGUGGCGGCGCCGCCUCCUCCUCCAAGGAGCACGGAGGAGGAAAAGGUCAGCAAGAAGGAGGCACAGGAGAGCAGUGCGGACGUUCUGCUGCACUUUGCUACUGAGUGCACCCCACACGGUUUCUCCUACGCCUCCAGUUUGAGCGCACUCAGUCUUGACGAGCCGUUCAUCGCCCCCAGCAUGAACGAGGAGGACGUGGGCAGCAAAGAGAUCAGAGAGGAGUCGGACGACGAUGACGACGACACACAGAUCCUGGAAGCGUGUAUCAAUAUGGCCAUGCCUAAAUCGUCAAGAAAACCAAAGAAACCACAGCAAACGGCUCCAAGCAAACCCAGCCAGCUUCCUGUUUACAAGCUCCUCCCCCCUCCGAGCCGCAGCCAAUCGCAGCAGAGGAAGGACCUGCUGGCGGCGGAAGAAGUGCCUCGCGUCUACUGUGUGGAAGGAACCCCACUGAAUUUUUCCACAGCCACAUCGCUCAGCGACCUCACCAUUGACUCACCACCGAACGAAGUAGCCAACGCCUCUUUUGCUCCGCCCACCACAUCCCAGAGACAACGGACCGCAAUUCCUGAGGGCGAGAACGGGGAUGACAUCCUUGCCGAGUGCAUCAGCGCCGCCAUGCCAAAAGCCAAACCCAGGAAGCCUGUCCGAACUUCAUCCAACACCGAUCCAGUCCACACACCGCCCAACCCGCCUCCUCCGCCGGCCCCGCCCCUUUUCAGUCCCCAGCAGCACAAGAAGAAGCCCACGUCACCGGUGAAGCCUAUGCCCCAACGUGCCGCGUACACCAAAGUCAAACCAGGCUUUGCCUUCGACUCGCCGCAUCAUUACACGCCCAUCGAGGGCACGCCGUGUUGCUUUUCUCGCAACGACUCGCUCAGCUCGCUGGACUUUGACGAAGACGACAAGGACGAGGACAAGAAAAGGAAAGAGCAGAACAAAAAGAGCAAGCAGCAAGCAGCGGCCAUCUUCCCACAAAGCAAAGCAGCCACAAACCCGCCCACCAUGGACGAGAAACAGAAGUUUGCCAUCGAGGACACGCCCGUCUGCUUUUCGCGGAACUCCUCCCUCAGCUCUCUGAGCGACAUUGACCAGGAGAACAACAACAAAGAGUUUGCGGCGCCAGACCGUCAAAAUGGAAGCAAAGAGGCCGCAAAGGCGCCGCCUGGUCCUCCGGCGCCGGCAGACUCUAAGACCCGCCCAUCUGCAGCUUGCAGCUACACCCCCAAAGCCUUCCACGUAGAGGACACGCCCGUGUGCUUUUCUAGGAACUCGUCGCUCAGCUCGCUCAGCAUCGACUCGGAAGACGACUUGCUGCAGGAGUGCAUCAGCUCUGCCAUGCCCAAGAAAAAGAAAAAGACCACCGCCGUUGCCGCGGCGCCACCUGCCGCCGCAUCACCGCCUGCCGCUCCCAAAGCAGACGACAACAUUCUGGCCGAGGAGGAACCCACGGAGGUGCCAAGAAGCCCCGCCUCCCCAGAUUCUGAGUCUUUUGAUUGGAAGGCAAUUCAAGAAGGAGCCAACUCCAUCGUCAGCAGCCUCAAUGCCGCCGCCGCUUCUUCCCUGUCCCGCCAAGCGUCGUCAGACUCCGACUCCGUGCUGUCACUCAAGUCUGCUGGUUCGCCGUUCCGCCUACGGCGCACCAGCAACAACGCUGAAGAGGCGGAGGAGGAAGGGGAGGGGCUUAAGCCAAGAGCGAAGAUUGUGAAGCCGUCUGGGGACACAAAGAAGGAGGAAGAGGAGGAGGCGAAGUCUGUGAGGGGCGGGAAGAAGGUAUACAAGAGUCUAAUCACUGGAAAACCUAGGGCGGAGCUAGCAGCCAGGGGGCGGAGCAAACCCAGAGCAACUGUCGCGGCUAAAGCUCCAGGAAGCGGUGACGGAGGUGGCUCUUCACGGGAUUCCACACCGUCACGCUCUUCCCAGAGGGGAGGAAAACCCUCACAGCUGCCGCGCACAACGUCUCCAGGUAGUGCAAAGGCGGCCCCCAAAGCCGCCAAACAGAGCGCUGUUGCGGCGAGGGGCGGGUCUAGCAUCACACGGAGCGAUUCUGCCUCUAGGAUCAGCGGCGCGACCGUCGCCAAGAAGCAGAAGGCAGAGCCCGAAAAACCCACGCUGGUCCGUCAGUCAACAUUCAUCAAGGAGGCACCCAGCCCCACCCUGAAGAGAAAGCUGGAAGAAUCGUCUAACGCGGCCUCAGUCGAGUCCCCGUCUAGCCCGGAUGUGCCGCCGGCGGCGUCCAGGAGACAGGACACGACCCGGUCCCACUCAGAAAGUCCGUCACGCCCUCAAGACGCCACAUCGUCUCGCUUUAGUCGCACGGGCACCUGGAAGCGUGACAGCGGCGGAGGAAACGGUGGCAAACAUUCGACCUCAUUGCCACGCGUGGGGACAUGGAAGCGCACAGGAAGCUCGUCCUCUGUGCUCUCCGCCUCCUCCGAGUCCAGUGAGAAGGGGCGGAGCGAGGAGGAGGCCAGCGCCAGGUCCAAAGGAACAUGGCGAAGGGCUAAAAGUGCCAGCGGCGUGGCCAUAAACAGUUCCGACAACUCUGAGGAGGUGUGGGUGCGUCUUGAAGACUGUCCUGUAAACAACCCACGCUCAUCAUCCUCAUGCUCUGCUCGCUCUCCAACCGCCGCCAACGCCCCGCCUGUCAUCCACAGCCCCGCCCCUUGUAAAAUCCCCUCCUCAUCAUCCUCUUCGUCCUCCAACCUCAACUUGCGUCAGAGCUGCGAGAGCCUGGAUGACAAGCCUCCGCCCGAACGCCAGCAGCAACAGCAGCAGCGAGGUCAGCAGCGCAGCGGCACUGUGGCCGCCAGGGUCAGCCCCUUCAACUACACGCCAAGUCCCAGGAAGAGCAACCCCGACAUCACCAUGCCGACCACCACCUCCACCACCUCAUCGUCAUCUGCUGCCAGCACGUCAACCACGCCCACACGGCCCUCGCUCAUACCCACCCCUGUCACCAAAAAACGGGACCCCAAAGGUGGCGAAGGCGGUGGCGGCGAGCGUGGCUCGUACAUUGUGACAUCCGUAUAAAAAAAAAAAACUGUAUUUAAUAUAGCCCCGCCCCUUUUUCCUUAAGGAACCAACUAUUAAUGUUUUUUUACCACAGUGAUGUGUAGCGCUUAGCUCCGCCCCCGUCAUCUUCCUGCAUGACCCUGCCCCUUUUAUCACCACGGUGACGCCAAGACGAUUCUGGACUCAUUCUACGUGACGGACUUCCUGUCAGCUGACAGGAAACAAAGACAUAACUUAUUAAUUUAAAUAUAAACGUUUCACCUUGAUUGUCACUGUCAACAUGUACGGAAGAAUAAAAGUCAACAUUCUAGCUGAGAA
This is a messenger RNA of Nerophis ophidion (straightnose pipefish), 7352 nucleotides long. RefSeq names its product APC regulator of WNT signaling pathway (gene apc). The coding region runs from base 417 to 7052 and encodes 2211 amino acids. Gene Ontology annotation, cellular component: beta-catenin destruction complex; catenin complex; cytoplasmic microtubule. Gene Ontology annotation, molecular function: gamma-catenin binding; microtubule binding; beta-catenin binding. Gene Ontology annotation, biological process: negative regulation of microtubule depolymerization; regulation of cell differentiation; negative regulation of canonical Wnt signaling pathway. The record is from RefSeq and is a predicted model, not a curated record. NCBI's taxonomy places the organism in Eukaryota, Metazoa, Chordata, Actinopteri, Syngnathiformes, Syngnathidae. The transcript has 19 exons.